UAGGCCGGGGAGUCUCUCCACUUUUUAGCUGAGCUUCUCUCUCCAGCGUCGGCCAUUUUGGAGUGACGGUUACCGCCGCAGUGAACGAUGGCUUUCAGUGGAACGUGGCAGGUGUACGCGCAGGAGAACAUUGAGGAGUUCCUCAGGGCUAUCUCACUGCCAGAGGAUGUCAUCAAGGUGGCCAAAGACGUGAAGCCCAUUACGGAGAUCCAGCAGAACGGCAACGACUUCGUGGUCACCUCCAAGACCCCCCGGCAGUCCGUCACAAACUCCUUCACCAUCGGCAAGGAAGCCGACAUCACCACCAUGGACGGCAAGAAGCUAAAGUGCACAGUCAGGAUGGAGGGCGGCAAGCUCAUCUGCCAGACGGACAAGUUCAGCCACACCCAGGAGAUCAAGGGAGACGAGAUGAUUGAGUCGCUGACCAUGGGCUCCACCACUCUCAUCCGGAAGAGCAAGAAAGUCUGACAUCAUGCACAGAGCAGGGGGAGGGGCCUGGCUGCUUGGGAGACAGCAUUGGCUAUGUAAAUAAAGCUUGUCAUUUGACUGACAAAA
Molecule: messenger RNA, 555 nt
Organism: Conger conger (European conger)
Lineage: Eukaryota; Metazoa; Chordata; Actinopteri; Anguilliformes; Congridae
Gene: fabp10a
Product: fatty acid binding protein 10a, liver basic
Exons: 4
Coding region: 88-468 (126 amino acids)
Biological process (GO): fatty acid transport
Cellular component (GO): nucleus; cytosol
Molecular function (GO): fatty acid binding
Source: RefSeq, a predicted model, not a curated record